GUCUGGCUUGACUUCGUUCUGCUCUACAGGUUGGACACGUUGUGGUCGGAUCAGAUUUAGUUUUACCUGCCUGACUGGGAGCAGACGGAUCUCACCUGGCGGACAACAAGUGCGCCUCGACCGGCCAAGAAACCGCUCCUGGUCGGCUUUCAUCCUGUGAGGCGUUAAUGACAACGUCCAGAGUCUGAGGCUCACUUUGGAUCAAUAAUUAACCUGACAACUCACGCCACAGUUUACAGAGGAGCUGAGCCAAGCGGCGGAGUGCGGCUCCACAGAAACACACACACAUACACAGAAGAAAAACAACAAAAACAGGCCCGCAGGUGUGUUUCUGUGUGUCUUUCAUGUCAUUUGAAGAGGACCCACUCGGCUGUGAUCAUGCUGGGAGCGGAGAGCAGAGUGGAGAUCCGGCUGAAGAAGCUGGAGACCCUGAUGAGGAAUCCACAGUCAGCGCUCAACCUGGAAACUCUGCUGGAUUCCGUAAAUGCACUGGCUCAUGACUUGAACUAUCCUGCCCUGCGGAAAAACAAGAACAUAGACGCAUUUCUGAGCAGAUAUGAGAAGGCGGUGAGUCAGCUGCGAGAGCUGCAGGUGAAGCCGGAAGAUUUUGACAAAGUGAAGCUGAUCGGGAGAGGAGCCUAUGGAGAAGUGAGGCUGGUCCGUCACAAGGCCUCCAAGAAGGUCUACGCCAUGAAGCAACUCAGCAAGUUCGAGAUGAUCAAGCGGUCGGACUCGGCCUUCUUCUGGGAGGAGAGGCACAUCAUGGCCUUUUCCAACAGCCCCUGGGUCGUCCAGCUCUGCUGUGCUUUCCAAGACGACCGCCACCUCUACAUGGUGAUGGAGUUCAUGCCUGGAGGAGACCUGGUCACGCUCACCAUGAACUACGACAUCCCAGAGAAGUGGGCUCGUUUCUACACGGCCGAGGUGGUUCUGGCUCUGAACGCCAUCCACUCCAUGGGCUUCAUCCACCGAGACGUAAAACCCGACAACAUGCUGCUGGACCAACACGGACACCUCAAACUGGCCGACUUCGGAACCUGCAUGAAGAUGGACUCGACGGGUAUGGUGCACUGUGACACAGCUGUCGGCACACCAGACUACAUCUCUCCUGAGGUGCUUCAGUCUCAGGGUGGAGACGGUUACUACGGCCGCGAGUGUGACUGGUGGUCUGUAGGAGUGUUUAUCUAUGAGCUGCUAGUUGGUGAAACUCCUUUCUAUGCCGAGUCACUGGUCGGAACUUAUGGGAAGAUCAUGAACCACCAGAACUCCCUCAUCUUCCCAGACGAUGUGGAAAUGUCUCAGGAUGCCAAAGAUCUCAUCUGUGCCUUUCUUACUGACAGGAAGGUUCGUUUGGGCCGCACCGGAGUGGAUGAGAUCAAGUGUCACCCCUUCUUCAAGAACGACCAGUGGACCUUUGACAACAUCCGCGAGACUGUGGCCCCAGUUGUGCCAGAGCUGCACAGUGACAUAGACACCAGUAACUUUGAUGACAUAGAGGAAGAUAAAGGAGAUGCUGAGACCAUCCCUGCACCCAAAGCCUUCGUGGGCAACCAGCUACCAUUUAUUGGCUUUACUUACUUCAAGGAGGAUCAACUGCUGAAGAGAAAUAAUAGCUGCUCUGCGGAGGAGUCUGAGGACUGCAAGGAAAACUCGGAGGAUAAGGAGAAUUGUUCGGACAAUAAGAAAGAGCUGCAGAAAAAGCUUCAUCAGCUGGAGGAGCAGCUCGACCAUGAGAUGCAGGCCAAAGAUGAGCUGGAGCACAAGUGCAAAAACGCUACCAACCGUUUAGACAAGCUGGUCAAAGAAUUGGAUAAGGAGAUGAACAGCAGGCAGAGAGUGGAGGCCUCUCUGAGGCAGCUGGAGAGAGACCGAGCUCUGCUGCAGCACCAGAGCGCUGAGAGUCUGCGCAAGGUGGAGAUCGAAACCGACAGGAAGCGCAGCCUGGAGAAUGAAUUGAACAAUCUGAGGGACCAGCUGGAGGAUCUGAGGAAGAGGAACCAGAAUUCACAGAUCUCCAAUGAGAAGAACAUCCAGCUGCAAAAACAACUCGAGGAGGCCAAUACUAUGCUUCAGGCUGAGCAGGAGGGAGUAGCGCGGCUGAAGAAGAGUCAAACAGAGGUCCAAAAACAAGCCCAGAGCCUGGAGGUCAGCCUCAGGGAGAUGCAGGAAAAGUGCAGCCAACUGGAAAACGGCAAGAUGGAGCUGGAGAAGCAGCUGAGGGGGCUGCAGGCCGAGCUGGAGGCGGAGAAAAGAGAGCGCAACCUUGGGACAGAAACUAUUACCGACCUGCAGGGACGUAUCUCUGGCCUGGAAGAAGAGGUAAAAGAGGUGAAAUCAUCUCUCUCCAAGGUCCAGACUGAAAAGAAGGAGCUGCAGGAGAAGCUCAGUGACCUCGAGAAGGAGAAAAGCAACCAGGAGAUUGACCUGACGUUCAAGCUGAAGUCGCUGCAGCAGAGUCUGGAGCAGGAGGAGGCCGAACACAAAGCCACCAAAGCCAAGCUCGCCGACAAGAACAAAAUCUACGAGUCCAUCGAGGAAGCAAAGUCUGAGGCCUUAAAAGAGGUGGAGUCGACCCUGCAGGAGGAGCGUAGCCUGAAGCUGCAGGUGGAGGGGAAGCUGCUGCAGCUGGAGAAGGAUCACUCCAUGCUGGACUGUGACUACAAGCAGACGCUGCACAAGCUGGACCAGCUGCAGGCGCAGAAGGAGAAGCUUUCUGAAGAGGUGAAGCACCUGACCUUACGCCUGGACGACGAGAUCCACAAGCGGAGUUUAAGUCAGAGCGAUCUGAAGAUGCAGAACCAGCAGGUGUCCGUGCUGCGAUCCUCAGAGAAACAGCUCAAACAGGAGCUCAACCACCUGCUGGACCUGAAGCAGAUCCUGGAGAAACAGAACCAGGAGCUACGCAGGGAAAAGCAGGAGGCUGACAGCCAGCUGAAGGAGCUGAAGGACCAACUGGAAGCGGAGCAGUAUUUCACAACCCUUUAUAAGACGCAGGUCCGAGAGCUCAAGGAUGAGCGCGAUGAGAGGAACAAACUGUACAAAGAGGUGCAGCAGCGACUGGUAGAAUACCAGGAGGAAAGUGAUUCGCUGACGUCGCAGCUGGAAGCCAGUUUGACCAAAGCGGACGCCGAGCAGCUGGCUCGCUCCAUCGCUGAGGAGCAAUACUCCGACCUGGAGAAGGAGAAGAUCAUGAAGGAGCUGGAGAUCAAAGACAUGAUGGCGAGACACAAGCAGGAGCUCAGCGACAAGGAGGCCACCAUCAGCUCGCUGGAAGAGUCCAAUCGCACCCUGACGGUGGACGUCGCCAACCUGGCCAGUGAGAAAGAAGAGCUCAACAACCAGCUGAAAGAACUGCAGCAACAGCUCCAGAAAGCCAAGGAGGAGGAGAAGCAGAUGAACUCUGUGAAACUGUCCUUUGAGAAGCAGCUGCAGAAUGAAAGGACACUAAAAAUUCAGGCUGUGAACAAGCUGGCUGAGGUGAUGAACAAGAGGGAGAAGGGAGGCCACCGGAGCAUCGACACCGAGGUGCACAGAAAGAAGCAGGAGAACCGGAAGCUGCAGCUGGAGCUGAGAGCAGAGAAGGAGAAACUCAACAGCACCAUCAUCAAAUACCAGAAGGAGCUGACGGAGAUGCAGGCGCUGAUAGCCGAAGAGAACCAGGUGCGUCUGGAGCUUCAGAUGGCGUUGGACAGCAAAGACAGCGACAUCGAGCAGCUCCGUUGCCAGAUCACCUCCCUCAGCGUUCACUCUCUGGACUCCACCAGCAUCAGCAGCGGCAACGACUUGGACAUGGGUGACGGAUACCCAGUGCGCAUUACUCACUCUCACACCUCAGAAUCAAUGUCCUUCACCUACCAGCGCACACACAAAUCUGUCUGCAUCGACACUCGGCCCAACCUUCGGUCCGCUCGCCCUCUCUUUGACUCUGACUCUGAGGAGGAGGAAGAAGAAUGUGACGGGCCUGUGGAGCAGGGCCAACGUCCCCUGGCCCUGACCUAUGAGCCGCCUGCUGAGCCUGCUGAGCCUGAAUCUGGAGACUCCAGGCUGGAGGGCUUGAUUUCACUUCCCACCAAGAACACGAAGCGGUUUGGCUGGGACAAAAAAUAUGUGGUGGUGAGCAGUAAGAAGAUUCUGUUCUAUAACAGCGAGCAGGACCGAGAGCAAGCCAACCCAUUCAUGACCCUGGACAUCGAUAAGCUGUUUCAUGUCCGACCCGUCACUCACACCGAUGUGUACCGUGCUGAUGCCAAAGAAAUUCCAAGGAUAUUCCAGAUCCUUUAUGCCAAUGAAGGCGAGAGCAAACGUGAUCAAGAAGUUGCAGUGGAGACUCCGGCGUACAGCGACCGUCCCUCCUACGUCAGCCACAAGGGCCACGAAUUCAUCCUCACUCUGUACCACUUCCCCUCCAGCUGUGAGGCCUGCACUCGGCCCCUGUGGCACGUCUUCAAGCCGCCGCCGGCCCUCGAGUGCCGCCGCUGCCACACCAAGGUCCACAAAGACCACCUGGACAGAAAGGAGGAAGUCAUUGUACCCUGCAGGGUGAACUAUGACAUGUCCACCGCCAAAGAUCUGCUGCUGCUGACUAACUCUCAGGAGGAGCAGCAGCGUUGGGUUAGUCACCUUCUCAAGCGCAUCCCGAGGAAACAUCCCACAAUGAGUCCUCCAUCUGCAGCACAGAACAACUCUACGUCUCGCUCCUCUCCGAAAGUCUCCCCCCGACCUUCACCCAGAGGCUCACCUCACAUGUCCCACCGUGGAGCCAUCAAGAUCCAGCCCAGUAGGCAGCAGCAGUCGUCGGGGAAGCCGAGCUCUGGCCCAGUGCUCCGUAUCAUCCUCCACUGACCUCUGACCUCUUCACCCUUCUAACGUCUCUCAUGCUGGGAGGCUGUAAGUAGCAGAGCUCGGUGAGCCUCUUCGCCCGCUACAUCGCUGUGCUGCUGUUUGCCCAUUAACACUCUCAUCAUAACACAUUCAUGAGCUGCUCUCAGCUCCGUGCUGCCCCCUGGUGAACAUGGCAUGUACUGGCCCAACACAUUUGUGAAUCCCAGAAGGCUCUUUUUGUUUUGACCCCUCCUUAAACCUCACACUUGCUGUUUCAGACUGCUUGAGUUUGACCUGAAAGACUGGAGUUGGUCGUUGGAUGAUGUCGAUAAUGAUGAUGAUGAUGAUGAUAUGUUCUACUGAAGGAAGUGAAACCGGAGGGUCAGAUGGUAACUUGACCUCUGCAUGAGACGCGUGAUUUGCAGUUUGUAGCCAGAAGCAUGGAUUUGUGUGAUUUAUGGUCGAAUGCAAAUCAAAAACUAAGCAUUUGAACUUCAUCGUUGUUCUGAGAUAUUUUGGAAAAUGUGCGUUAAAAAAGCAGAAAAAGUAGACAGAUUGGGUAUAAUAUUGGUCUGCAUGUAGGAGUUAGACGCUGUUUAUGAGCUUAUUAGCUUUCUUGCUGAUGUAGAUGAGAGGAUUGCUACAACUUUUAUGUCUAUGCGGUAAAAAAAAUGCUACAACUAGAUAAGAUAAUUCUCACAGAUCAGCCAUAAAACCUCAACUUGUCCUUUUCUUAUUUCAGUUUUUGUGCGUUUGAGACAAACAGCAUAUUACGUGUUAAUUAGUCAGCUUUAGAAGUGCUGGCAGGCAGAUUUUCCGGCAUUCAGAAAGAGGCAGUCUUGCUGCCUCUCUUCACGCUGUCCUCUCUUCACGCUGAGCUUCAUAUAGAAUCUACCAAACAGCAAAUAAAUGUCAAGCUAUUGUUUUAAUAUUUGGCUUCCUGCGAACGUGCAGGCCGAGAUUAUUCCUGUAUCUGUCUGCAUUUUUUUCUGCGUUGUGUGGAUAGCGUGUAGCUUCCUCGUUUAAUAUGUGUGGAUUCUGUGUGGGCGUUGCCUUUUAAGUCCAGCCAUUCUGUUGGUCGCAUCCCAGGUUUUUCACAUCAUCUUGUUUAUUUCCCUCUCUCUUCACAGUUAACCCUGGCUAAUCAGAGACGUGUAUUUUCAUCCGUGUGGAUUAAUGAUGGUGGUCUGGACGCAGAGGAUGUGCGUGCUGUUUGUUCAGAGAAGUAGAGUGUCACCAAAAAAAAAAAGAGAAAGAAAAGAAACACUAAUCAUGGACAGAAACAUCCACAGAAACUGGCUGUCGUCAUGAGAACUGGGACUGUCUGUCAUUUUAACAAGAGGAGAAUCAGCACCGUCUUCAGAUUGCAGAGAAAAGAUACGACCUUAUCUCGACAUUUGAUGGUUGAAACUGCCUUAUUUUAUCAUCACCAGCGUGACAAAAACACGGACAUUUCUUUUUCUGUCAGAUUUGUGUUGGUGAAAUGUUAAGCAUGUGUGUGAACAUUUGUAUAUAGGAUGAAGAGAUCUGUCUGUGUACUAUUACAAAGAAAGUGUAGCUGAUAGUGUACGAUUGUUUUAUUUUUAUGGAUAUAACUCAGCAGCACAUUAUACAACAUAUGCUUUCCUUGUACGUGUAUGAAAUACAGCUGUUUUUCUCCUGAA
This is a messenger RNA of Acanthochromis polyacanthus (spiny chromis), 6485 nucleotides long. RefSeq names its product rho-associated protein kinase 2-like. The record is from RefSeq and is a predicted model, not a curated record. Bases 379 to 4842 code for a protein of 1487 amino acids. Gene Ontology annotation, biological process: regulation of cell junction assembly; actomyosin structure organization; regulation of actin cytoskeleton organization. Gene Ontology annotation, molecular function: Rho-dependent protein serine/threonine kinase activity; ATP binding; small GTPase binding. Gene Ontology annotation, cellular component: cytoplasm; cytoskeleton. NCBI's taxonomy places the organism in Eukaryota, Metazoa, Chordata, Actinopteri, Pomacentridae. The transcript has 33 exons.